Molecule: messenger RNA, 1455 nt
Organism: Pseudomassariella vexata
Lineage: Eukaryota; Fungi; Ascomycota; Sordariomycetes; Amphisphaeriales; Pseudomassariaceae
Exons: 3
Coding region: 46-1455 (469 amino acids)
Source: RefSeq, a predicted model, not a curated record
AGUCCAUUUGCUUACCAAAAAAACCCUCGCUCGUGGACAAGCGCGAUGGAGCCUCCAGCGCAGCCACUGAAACAGCGCUUCGGCAAUUUGGAAGCAGCCGACGGCGGUUUCGCAUUCCAGGGCAACGUUUACGGAGACAUCCACAACCAUUUACACGAUAACCCACCAGAGCUCUUCGACAGCCUCCCAGAAGCCGCUUACAAUGCUGCCGGCAAACGGCGUUCGCCUUUCUGCCUCGAGAACACACGAUGCAAUAUCCUUGACCAGAUCGAGAAAUGGGCCAACGGUGAUGAUGAGAAACGCAUAUACUGGCUCAAGGGCAUGGCAGGCACUGGGAAAUCUACUAUUGCGAUGACUGUUGCCAGCAAGUACGACAAAUUGAAACGUCUUGGCGCGAGCUUUUUCUUCUCUAGAGGCGGAGGUAACUUCGCCUCCGCUGGGAAAUUCGCCAUCACGAUCGCCGCCCAGCUAGCCGACGCCUUGCCAGGGCUUCGAGAACGCAUCAGAGAUGCUAUUGCGUCCAACCGUCGAAUUCAUGGAUUGGGAUUAUACGAACAGUGGGAGAAACUGGUCCUUGGGCCACUGUCGCGGCUAGGCAAGAACGUGUUUCUGCUCCCAAUCGUUAUCGUGGUCGACGCACUAGACGAAUGCGACGACGAAGAUGAUGUCUCCCUGCUGAUUCAAUGCCUCGCCGCCGCUACGGCAGUCGAAACCAUUCGGCUGCGUGUUUUUGUUACAAGUCGACCAGAACAGCCAAUAAAUUCGGGUUCGACAGCAUCUCGCAGGACGUGCACCGAGAUUUCAUCCUUCACGAUAUUGAACGGUCCAUCGUACAGGCUUACGCACACUGCUAAAAGAUUCGGCCUUAGCGCCAGCAUUUACUCCGAGGAAAUCAUCCAGUGCCUAGUACAAAAGUCCGAUCGCCUGUUUAUCCAUGCAGCUCUAGUGUGUCGCUUUAUUCAUGAGGGUGGACAACUUGCCGACGAACGUCUCGCUCUUCUAGUUGCCUCGGGAAGCGCGCCAACUAAGCCGGAGAAGGAGCUGGACAUGAUGUAUACUACAAUCCUAACAUAUUCAUUCCCGGUACAACUUGAGCCGGAGGAGGUAGCCAAACUGCGGGACUUAUUCAGCCUCGUCGUUGGAUCUAUCGUGGUCCUUUCCGACGUAAUGACACCUUUGGAUUUGGUCACGAUACUUGAUAAACCGAAACACGAUAUCUUUCGGAUGCUGCACUGUCUUCAUUCAGUGUUGAAUGUUCCAGAGGACGAGACUAAGCCCAUUCGUCUCCUCCAUCCGUCCUUCCGAGACUUCCUUUUGGACCCGGCGAGAUGCCUAAACAAAACAUUCUUGGUCGACGCUAAUAUUGUCUACCGUCAGCUGACAAACAGCUGUCUCUGGCUCAUGAAGAAUCAUAUCCGACGGAACAUUGCUAAAGGGCCAUUCGGGUUGGAUUAA